AAUCACAACAAACUAUCAACUUUGUGCUUAUUAUACCUUCUCUUAUAAGUCUUUUAGACCCAAAAAAUGGCUAGUUUUGAAAAUCCAACAUUUGCAUUUUCUGUCACUUCCCAAAAUAUUUGCAAUAAUGACCAAAUCAACAAAUUUGAUUUGCCAGUUGACUCAGAACACAAAGCAAAAUCCAUCAAAAUUUUCUCAUUUGCACAACCUCAUAUGAGAUCUUUUCACUUAGCUUGGAUUUCAUUUUUCACUUGUUUUAUAUCUACUUUUGCUGCUGCACCUUUAGUUCCAAUUAUUCGCGAUAACCUUAAUUUAACGCGUGCAGAUAUUGGUAAUGCAGGGGUUGCGUCUGUAUCCGGUAGCAUUUUUUCUAGACUAGUCAUGGGUGUACUAUGUGACUUAAUAGGUCCAAGAUAUGGCUGUGCAUUUCUUAAUCUAUUAACUGCACCUAUUGUUUUCUCAGUCGCAUUUAUCUCAAAUGCUGAGGGAUACAUAGCUAUGAGGUUCUUGGUUGGCUUUUCGUUAGCCACAUUCGUGUCAUGUCAAUACUGGACAAGCGUUAUGUUCAAUAGUCAAAUUAUUGGACUUGUUAACGGUGUGGCCGGGGGGUGGGGUGACAUGGGAGGCGGUGUUACACAACUCCUCAUGCCUUUUCUUUUUCAUAUAGUAAAAUUAACCGGGGCUACUCCGUUCACUGCUUGGCGUAUCGCCUUUUUUAUACCGGGAUGGUUACAUAUUAUUAUAGGAAUUAUGGUGUUAGCACUUGGUCAAGAUUUCCCUGAUGGAAACCUUAGUACUCUUCAAAAAAGAGGUGAUGUUGCUAAAGAUAAAUUUUCAAAGGUUCUUCGAAAUGCAGUGUCAAAUUAUAGGACAUGGAUAUUUUUCCUUAUAUAUGGGUAUUCCAUGGGAGUUGAGCUAUGUAUCAACAAUGUGAUAUCAGAGUAUUUUUACGACAAGUUCAAUCUGAAGCUACACACAGCAGGAAUGAUAGCUGCAACAUUUGGGAUGGCGAAUUUUGUGGCUCGACCAUUCGGAGGAUAUGCAUCUGAUUUAGCAGCACGAAAAUUCGGUAUGAGAGGUAGGUUAUGGGUCCUAUGGUUAGUCCAAACAAUAGGAGGAGCCUUUUGUAUCUGGUUGGGCCGGGCCGAGUCACUUCACAUAGCGAUAGUUUCAAUGAUCCUCUUCUCAAUCGGAGCCCAAGCCGCGUGUGGUGCAACAUAUGGAAUCAUUCCUUUUGUUUCGCGAAGAUCAUUGGGCUUGAUUUCUGGGCUCACUGGUGCUGGAGGAAAUUUUGGAGGCGGAUUAACUCAGUUUAUAUUUUUUUCAAGUACGCGAUUUUCUACUAGUGCGGGGCUAACAUGGAUGGGAGUAAUGGCGAUGGCGUGUACUAUACCCGUGGCAUUUAUACAUUUUCCGCAAUGGGGGAGUAUGUUUUUUCCAGCAUCAAAUGAUGAAAAAUACAAUGAAGAGUAUUACUAUGGAUCAGAAUGGUCAGAAAAUGAAAAACAAAAAGGCCUACAUCAUGCAAGUGUUAAGUUUGCAGAAAAUAGCCGAUCCGAACGCGGUAAAAAACAGAUUGUUGCAGCCAUAGCCACUUCACCUUACACUAGUACUCCAGAACAUGUUUAAAGAAUGUAUUUGUGAUGUUUGAAUCUGUGUUGCUCGGACUUUUCACAAUCGUUGUUGCACUCGUGUCAGAGUCUUCAAAAUGCACUACUUUUGAAGUAUCUGACAUGCACCUGUCGACAGUUUUGAAGAGUCCGACCAAUAUAGGUUUUAGCGGAGUGUGAUUGGUUGAAUCUCAUUAGUAGUAUUGAGUAUACAACCAUGAAUCCAUUGUAUUUUGUUUUUUGAGUUUUUGUAAUGUAAAUAACUCAUGUGCAAUAACAUUUCCUUUUAGUCUAUGAUAUUCGAGUUGAUUUCU
Messenger RNA from Capsicum annuum, 1924 nucleotides. RefSeq names its product high affinity nitrate transporter 2.3. Bases 67 to 1629 code for a protein of 520 amino acids. The record is from RefSeq and is a predicted model, not a curated record. Lineage: Eukaryota; Viridiplantae; Streptophyta; Magnoliopsida; Solanales; Solanaceae. The transcript is spliced from 3 exons. Gene Ontology annotation, cellular component: plasma membrane; plant-type vacuole membrane. Gene Ontology annotation, biological process: nitrate transmembrane transport; cellular response to nitrate. Gene Ontology annotation, molecular function: nitrate transmembrane transporter activity.